Molecule: messenger RNA, 1293 nt
Organism: Capsicum annuum
Lineage: Eukaryota; Viridiplantae; Streptophyta; Magnoliopsida; Solanales; Solanaceae
Exons: 4
Coding region: 440-1153 (237 amino acids)
Biological process (GO): tRNA wobble uridine modification; protein histidyl modification to diphthamide
Cellular component (GO): cytosol; nucleus
Molecular function (GO): metal ion binding
Source: RefSeq, a predicted model, not a curated record
CUUCCAUAACCGUUUCUAGGACAAGAACCACUUCCACCUGGCCUAUAGUUUCCCUUCCACUUCAUAAAUAUAGCCGCUUUUCUCGUAAAACUGUCUUUGCAAAGUAGAAAAUCCAAAAUUCCAUGACCCGGCGAAGUUGUCAAAGCAAAAUAUUUCCGACAAUCAAUUUCUAAAAUCUUUCUUUAUUAAUUACAAAAAAUAAGUAAAAAAAUUCUUAACCUUAAUUUUGACCCCUUCAAUUUCUUUUCUUUUUGUUAUAAUCCUUGAAAUCUACUUCUAGGGGUAAUAAAGUAGUUUUUCGUAAGGAAACAGUCAUCACAAAAAAGAUGAUCGAUAUUAAGAAUAUUUUUUGAAUUCAGAGAGGGUUUGAAGAACGUCUAAUUCUUUGAAAGGCGCUGGAAAGGAAUUAAAUUGAAAAAGGAGAUCACGUUUGGUGACGAUGGGAACUGUGAUGGUGCUGAUUUUGGUGUCGAUGAAGAUCGUGAUGGAUAAUGUGCACGCUGGAGAUACGAAUCCUGUUUUUGAUCCUUGUUCAGACACGAGAGUUCAGAGAUGGGAUGGUUUCACAUUUGGGCUUGUGUUUUCUUCAAAGGAAUCAUUCUUCUUCAAUGACUCUCAGCUCUCUCCAUGUGAUCGUCGGCUCUCCCUUUCUGGCAAUUCAGCUCAACUGUCUGUUUUUAGGCCCAAAGUGGAUGAGAUUUCACUCCUUACAAUCACUAGCAGCAACUUCAAUCCUAGCAAAUCUGGUGGUUAUAUGGUUGCCUUUGCUGGACGCAAAUAUGCUGCAAGAUCAUUGCCUGCUUUUGUGGCAGACAAUACUCACACCGUUACAAGCUUUACUCUGGUACUUGAAUUUCAAAAGGGCACCCUUCAAAACUUGUUUUGGAAGAAAUUUGGCUGUGAUUCGUGCAAAGGAGAUUCUUUUGUUUGCCUCAAUAAAACUGAUUGUGCAGUCGCCAAUAAUAAGUGCAAUGGCAAUGGCGGAUCCAUUGACUGCAAUGUGAGCAUACAAUUGGCCUUCUCAGGCACAGAUAAGAAUCAAAAUGUGCUAAACUCGUGGUACGAAGUUAAGAACCUCCGGCAAUACUCCCUCUACGGUUUGUUUCAACAUGCCACUGAUUCUCUCACAAGUCCUUUUAAGAACCUGUUUUAGGACCACGUAACGAGUUCUUGUUUGUAUAAUGACCAUAAGAUUUCUGUUGUGCGUGCCCAGUAACUAGAAUAUAUAUGUCCUACGUCCGUUGAAUAACUUGGUGAUUACAAUAUAGAAUCCAACCUGUUUUUGCUUGUACA